AUGGAUCUACUCACUGAAUUGGAAUACCUACCUUUGGCUGUCAAACAGGCGGCAGCGUAUGUGAACACAAACAAAAGCUCUGUAUCCGAGUACAUAAUCUUGCUCAAGAACACGACAGAAGACGCUUUCGCUAUCAUGAGCACGGAUUUCGGUGACAAAACGCGAUGCUCGAAUUUGACAAACGCAAUCGCGAAGACAUGGACGAUAACGUUCGACAAGAUUCUCCACCUCGAUCCGAUAGCAGCAGACCUUCUCAAAUUCAUGUCCUGUAUUGAAUGGAGGGCAAUUCCCUAUUCAAUCUUACCAGCAGCAUGCUCCAAGGCGCGGCUAGCAAAGGCCAUUGGCUUACUGUGCGCGUUCUCGCUUAUAGAAAGAAUCGAUCAUGGAACCAAAUUCAACAUGCAUAGGCUAGUUCAUUUGGCGACAAGAAUUUGGGUUAGAAGGAAAUGCGAAGAAGAGGAGACAAUCAAGGCGGCUUUCAAACAACUCUCGGAGGUCUUUCCGUGUGAUUAUUACACCGAUCAUGAAACAUGGCAGGAGUAUAUGCCACAUGUGGAUUGUAUGGAGCGGUAUAAUCAGCAAUAUGACUCCUCUGAGAGGGCCGAGCUGUGUAUGAGAGUGGGCAAGUUUAUAUUAGGUGAUGAGCGGGUGGAAGAAGCCAUUGUCUGGCUGCAGAAGUCCUGCGAAUGGAGGGAUAAGAAUCUUCCCCCGCAUAACACACAGAGACUUACUUCACAGCGUUAUCUCGCCAUGGCAUAUCGACAAAACGGACAACUCAAAGAGUCAAUCGAUGUACUUGACUGUGUUAUCUCAAUUCCAUUGGGUGUACUAGCAGAGGCUGACCCUGAUCGCCUAUCGUCACAAUACCAGCUUGCGAUAUCAUAUCAAGCAAGCGGGCAGACCGAAAAAUCGAUCAAGCUUCUCGAGGAUAUUGUUGGUAUACAAGCCAUCCUGGUACCGCCUAACGAUGGUGAACGACUUGCGUCACAGUACAUGCUCGCAAUGGCAUAUCAGGCGAAUGGACGAAUCCACGAGUCAAUUGAACUGCUCGAGCACAUUAUCGGAACUCAAGGAGAAAGCCUCGCAGAGGAUGACCCCAAACGGCUAGCAUCACAGCACAGACUUGCUAUGGCAUACUCGGACAGCGGUCAGGCUGGCGAGGCCAUCAAACUUCUGAAGCAAGUCUGUGCCAUCAAAGCAAAGUCGUUCGCAGAAGACCAUCCUGAUCGACUUGUGUCAGAGUACGCGCUUGCGAUGGCCUGCAAGGACAACAGUCCGACUGAAGAGUUGAUUAAACUGCCAACUCAUACCAGUAAAAUAGAAGCAUAUUUCCUCUUGCUAUGGGUUCCCGCCGAAAAAGAGAAUUUCCAGCAGAUUAAGGGGACAGACUUGGCUGAAACUGAAGGCCGGAGGAAUCAGAACUGA
This is a messenger RNA of Penicillium manginii, 1425 nucleotides long. RefSeq names its product kinesin light chain. NCBI's taxonomy places the organism in Eukaryota, Fungi, Ascomycota, Eurotiomycetes, Eurotiales, Aspergillaceae. Bases 1 to 1425 code for a protein of 474 amino acids. The transcript has a single exon. The record is from RefSeq and is a predicted model, not a curated record. Gene Ontology annotation, molecular function: protein binding.